Molecule: messenger RNA, 273 nt
Organism: Enterobius vermicularis (human pinworm)
Lineage: Eukaryota; Metazoa; Nematoda; Chromadorea; Rhabditida; Oxyuridae
Source: the annotation of a GenBank genome assembly
CUACCAGGCGAACCGGGUGGUUAUCGUGUCGAAGUUGGACCCCCAGGACAACCCGGGGCUCCAGGCAACCAAGGAAUUCCUGGACAUCCAGGUCCUCCAGGACCACCAGGAGAAAACGGCGCACCCGGCAUGCCUGGCCCGGUGGGCCCAAUGGGGCCUCCUGGACCACCAGGGCCUAAUGGAGAUCAAGGGCUACCAGGAAACGCUGGAGAAAAUGGGCCGAAAGGAAGUUGCGAUCACUGCCCGCCUCCCCGUGUCGCUCCUGGUUACUGA